This is a messenger RNA of Babesia bovis T2Bo, 1010 nucleotides long. RefSeq names its product ER lumen protein retaining receptor family protein. Gene Ontology annotation, molecular function: ER lumen protein retrieval receptor activity. The transcript is spliced from 2 exons. Bases 130 to 981 code for a protein of 283 amino acids. Gene Ontology annotation, cellular component: membrane. The record is from RefSeq and is a predicted model, not a curated record. NCBI's taxonomy places the organism in Eukaryota, Apicomplexa, Aconoidasida, Piroplasmida, Babesiidae. Gene Ontology annotation, biological process: protein retention in ER lumen.
GCAUCGUGGUUCGAAACUUUGUCCAUGCAAUUUUGCAGCCAGUUAAAUUAACUACCACGUGGCUUACAGGGCGUAGCCACCGCACGUAGUGCGUUACUAUAGGGAGCAUUCGUCUGGAGCCUGUACACAAUGGCGUUCGGUAAGCGUCAAGGAAGGCCAUCGCUAGGCGAUCGCGUGAUCAAGCUGCUGCGCCUUAACAGUGGCGAAAGCCGUAUAUAUGCAGGUUUCUUUCUAGCACUCAUUUUUCUGUAUAUGUUUUUCUCGGACGGUAACUUUUCGUUUUUGCUCACGCUCUCGUCACUUCUCAGUUGCUUGAGUUUCAUGGUGGUGACAUACUGCAUCGAGUCUGGCAAAUCAUGUAAAGGCAUAUCUCUGCAGACCAUGUUCUGCUACGUGGUACUGCUAUUCUCUAGGUUAAUGGCCAUAGUGCCUUAUUAUGGCUACCUUCCUGCGGACGCUAGUGGAGACUUUCUGUAUCAGUCUUCCGAAUUCGUUGCCUGCUGUUUCGCGGCCUACAUCGUAUACCUCUGCGCCGUAAAGUACAAAAACACGUACGAAAAGGAACUUGACACAAUGUCAGCGGCCUAUAUACUGAUACCCAGCUUUGUCAUGGCAAUGAUAUUGCACCCAUCACUCAACCGUAGCAAGUUCGGUGACACUGCGUGGGCCUUCGCGCUCUAUGUCGAGACGUUCUGCGUACUGCCUCAGCUGAUCAUGUUCCAGGCAUCGGACCGCGCCAACACUUCUACGGUUCACUUUACCGCCGCGCAGUCAUCUGCCAAGAUACUGGGCUUCAUAUUCUGGAUUUCUACCUACAAGGAGUUGAAUGCCAGGGGUAACAUACUGACACACUACGUUGGACACUGCGUGAUAUUCACGCAGUUCCUGCAGAUUCUCAUUGUUGCCGACUUCUUCUUCCACUAUAUGCAGUGUAUCACGCGCGGUAUCCCGGUUGAACUCAUUAUGGCCGAGGAUGUGUAGCCCUACGUGGCAAACAUCGUAACCUCUAU